Prorocentrum cordatum is the source of this 1134-nucleotide messenger RNA. The record is from the annotation of a GenBank genome assembly. NCBI's taxonomy places the organism in Eukaryota, Dinophyceae, Prorocentrales, Prorocentraceae.
AUGGGCCAGCACAUGGAGGACUUCGGCCGCGCCCUCGCGGAGAACUGCCGCCGUGACGCGGGCGCCGGCGCGGGCGCUGGCCCGGGGUGCGUGGGCACGGGCUGGAACCUGAGCGCGGCCGAGGUGCUGCGCUUCCCGCGGUCGGCGGGGUCCGCCGCCGAGAUCGACGGCGCGGGCUUCGACUUCGUGGUGUCGGCGGAGAGGCCCUUCGGGCCCUUCGAGACCAGGUCCCGCCCGCCGACGUUCCUGCUGGUGGUGGAGCCGAGGCCCCCGCACGAGCACGUGGGGUGGACGGCAACCCUCCGGCCCUCCAAGUCGCCCAGCUCGAGGGUGGUGAGCGGCCGGGGGAGGGCGGACAAGGUCGUCGUCGGCCGCCGCCAGGGCUCGGCAGCGGUGUCCUGGACGGGCAGGAUGAGACUGGAGACGGGCGUGUCCGCCGAGGCCGAGGUCCGGGUGUCCGUGGUCGACUCGCGGGUGGAGCACCUUCAGGAGAUCCACAAGCAAAGGCAGUGCAGCUUUGAAAAGAGCUGGGAGGCCUUCAGCAUGAGAAAGGGAGGCGAGCACCUCGUGGUUCUGCAACGGACGAGGUAUGCAGUCGCAUCGUUUUUGCUGUUCUCGAUCUGCUUGAUGGCAACGGUUCUACAUCGUCUGUGCUCGCGGCGGCACAGCGGCAGCUUGCUGAAGCGUGCGAUCAUGCUCAAGUUUGUGGCGCAGGAUUUUCCCCAGCAGAUCUGCAUCGUGGCUUAUCUGUACAGCUGGUAUGCAAAAAACGGGCUCCGCUGCCAGAUGUGCUUGUUCAAUCCGCUGCACUGCGAGACACAGCAGCCCCUGCACUGGUCAAACUUCUUGUUGUGUCUGGUCACGGCGCUGAGCGCGGUCUCGAAUCAGCUGCUCAUCCAGGCAAAGGUGUUCCAGGAUAUUCUGGACGAUUGUUUCGUCAUAGUGUUCCGAGUCGCACUUCUCAGCUUCAGCGUGCUGCCUUUCUCGACGGCGGUCUACCUGUCCCCACUUUGCUUCCACUACGACCACAUGCUUGUGCUGCUCCUGUCGGCCGUCCUCCCGUUUGUGCUCGGCUGGAUGACUGUCUGUUGCGGUUGGAUGUUCGUCGUGUUCAGGGACGAGUUGGAUUUGUGA